CUAAUGGGUUUCCUGCGUCAUUGCCACGAAACUACCGUCGUCGUCACCUUGAGUGCAUCUGGGAAAGCAUGUAUUGCAAUAAUGGUCUAAUAUGGUUGCCGGGUUCUAUUAAACGAUAAUCUUCACGGACAUGGAUUUCAUUCUUUCUUUGACGCAUUUCUGCGAGGUGCAUGGUCCUACCUCGAUCAUCUGCUCGCAGGUCCUACCGUUCCCUUGUACUCAGUGCUAUCCCGACAAAUCUGACUUUUCUCCCGACGAUACUCCUGCAACUUCUCACGACACCGUUUCAUCCCACGGCCUGCAGAGCCGCGCGAACAACAAAUACUCUCUCAAUACUAAACCAUCUGAGAGACAUGUCAACCCAUCCGACAGGUCUCCCAGAAUCGAAGACCAUCCAUACUUUCUUAAAGGUCAAACCUCACCAGGUGAAACACAACAAAAGUUCAAUUUCCUAGGAGGCGCGGACGGCGACACUUGUGCCAGUUGUAGCUUGACUUUGCCCGAAGAUGUGAGCAAACAGCUACCGCCCGGUGCUCCAGGAACGGCCCGGAGUGACGGCAAGGGGAGGAAUGGUAGCCCUGUCUUGCGAUCUAGAGAAGUCGUCUAUUCCUGCGGCACCAGUCAUGCUGAUCACGACGAGAGUACACACGACCCGCAUGCUCAUGCGUCCUUCCCGGACUCCCUCCAUUCGUCCUCCGUUACAUCGGACGCCUCUUGUCAUACACAUAUACUCACCUACCUCUCAUUGCGCGGGCCCCCCAACCCGGCAGAUUACGCGCUUCUUCGACGCUCCUCAAUCCGGACACUCAGCUGCGAACUUCUACCGCGAGGUCUUUCCUCCGGGCCUCUAUGCUUUGGAGAUUCUACUGCGGGCUAUACGAUUGCCUAUAUCUUUCGCCUGCCCGACCCCAUGGCUCGCGGGAAACGGCGUAGCUACGCUCUUGUGGCAUUGGCAGGCAAAGACGCCGGAAGAGCAUUUCGGGCCUGUCCUGCGAUCUGGCGCACGUUCGGUCGAAUUGCGGCGGGAAUAGUUCACUCGGCAGAGAAAUACCAGGAAGAAGAAAAGCGCCGCGAUGAACAGAACAACGGGUCAAAUCGACGCGGGAGUAGACAGUACACACCGGUCUCCUCUUUUCUCACGGGACGCGCCAUUGACCCGGAUGGGCAGUCCCGCCGACCUGGCCAGGUCCGGGCACGCAACCUUUCGGAGAUUGUGGGAAACCAAUACAUCUUUGCUGAGAUACAUGCAAACUUUGUUGCGCUCUUACAGCAGCUGGGCACGAUGUUUGGGACCGCCUCUAUCUCGGAGGAACGGUUUGUUUGCAGUACGGUACGAGAAGAAGGUGCCAAUUCUUCACGACAGUCUGCUUUGAUUGCUAGCGGCAAGGAAAAGUCGAAGGAUAAGCUUUCGCAACAAUACGAGGACAGCGAUUUGGGCAUGUCCACUCUCGAUAUUUCUUCGGGACCCAAACCGAUUCCCAUCGCACCGCGCCGACCAGUGAUCGCUUAGCCUGUGAGCCACACUUGAUAUACGACAUUUCUCCUAUUGGCUGCACCAUCGGAUUCGGCCAAUUUUCACAUCUUAACUUACCUAAUGCGGCACAAUUCAACCGUUGUCCGCGGUUCAGAUCUGCAUCACCGAAUGCAGUCAGCAAUCUCAUGUGAUACUUCCCUCACAUGAUCCACAUUUUUUUCGGCGUUUACUUCUGGUUCAUGGACAAGGCUCGAUAUAG
Molecule: messenger RNA, 1733 nt
Organism: Aspergillus sclerotioniger CBS 115572
Lineage: Eukaryota; Fungi; Ascomycota; Eurotiomycetes; Eurotiales; Aspergillaceae
Product: folliculin domain-containing protein
Exons: 2
Coding region: 131-1510 (459 amino acids)
Biological process (GO): positive regulation of TORC1 signaling; positive regulation of GTPase activity
Cellular component (GO): cytosol
Molecular function (GO): GTPase activator activity
Source: RefSeq, a predicted model, not a curated record